Amborella trichopoda is the source of this 5163-nucleotide messenger RNA. It is a transcript of the gene GMI1, whose product is annotated as gamma-irradiation and mitomycin c induced 1. The record is from RefSeq and is a predicted model, not a curated record. Lineage: Eukaryota; Viridiplantae; Streptophyta; Magnoliopsida; Amborellales; Amborellaceae.
UUCGCUCCGUUUCCCUCGCGAUUCUCUCUCUCUCCUCCUUGCCCCCCUUCCUCUCUCUCUCACUGACGGCCUUUGCGUCUCUCUCUCUAGAAAUUCUCACACUCUAAAAUUAGACACUGCAGCCUGUGGCAGUAGUCGUGCGUGAAGUAGCAAGGGAACCCCACUCGUAUCCAUUAAAUGCUCGAGUCUCGUCUUUGCUUUAGUUUUGUCAUUUCUUCCUUCUCAUCCAAGUUUGCGAUUGUUCCCCGUUCCUCUCCAGAGUUUACCCGUGUUCUCUCCUUUUGCUUAGCUCUCUCUCUCUCUCUCUCUCUCUCUCUCUCUCUCUAUCUGAUGCUGCAAUUCAUGCAGGGGUGCAUUAGCGCAAGUGUUCAAUGGGCUAGGCUUGAACGGUGAAAUUCAAGGUUCAUCGACCAUCAUUUCCCACCACGUAAGCAAUUAUAUUGUUCCUUUCUCUUAAGUAACACAAACAACCCAUUAAGAAAAGAAAAAUAAAGAAAAAAAGAGAUACAUGCUCGAAGGAGUGACAUAAUGACGCUUCGUAGUUCAAAGAAGAGGCCUUUGGGGCAAUAUUUAGAUGAAGAGGGAGAAGCUAAAAUUUAUAAGUUUAAAAUUUUUAUGCCAAAUGGAAUGAGCGUAGAGUUGGCAUUGCAAGGGGAGGCAGCAUUGGUCCGUGAUUUUAUUGCUGUUGUGAGAAAGGAGUAUGAGAAAAAGACGAAAAAGCAUUCUGAGCAGAAGAGGACUAUCCAAUGGGGAGGUGACAUGUACUUGGAAGACAUACUGGGCAAUAGAGUGGAGGGAAGAAUAUCCUUUAAGAAUUACAGUGUCAAGAAAAUCAACAUGCUUAUCCUGCAUGAUGGCCAUGCAGGAACCGUGGACACCUAUCAGAAUAUGUGGGAUAUAACUCCCGAUACAGAACUGCUGUCAGAGCUUCCUGCAGAGUACUCCUUUGAGACUGCUCUUGCUGAUUUGAUUGAUAACUCCUUACAAGCAGUUUGGUCAAAUGGUCCAUGUGAGAGACGCUUGAUCAGCGUGACUUGUAUUGAGAGGAAGAUUACAAUUUUUGAUAGUGGGCAGGGGAUGGAUGGGAGUGAGGAGAGCUCCAUAGUGAAAUGGGGUAAGAUGGGUUCGUCCAAUCAUCGGUAUUAUAGAGUUUCAGCUAUAGGUGGUGAUCCACCAUAUUUAUUGCCCUGUUUUGGCAUGUAUGGAUAUGGAGGUGCUGUUGCCUCAAUGCAUUUGGGAAGAUCAGCUCUCGUUUCUUCUAAGACCAAAAGAUCAAAGAAAGUUCUGACUCUAGUGCUUGCUAGAGAUGAACUCUUGAGUAACUCCAGCUCUGAAAAGAUAUGGAGGACCGAUGGCGGUAUCAGAGAUCCUUUAGUGGAAGAAAUGCAAAAUUCACCGCAUGGGAGUUUUACCAAGGUUGUUAUACAUGAAGCAAGAACUGAAGGGUUGGACGAGUAUCAGCUGAUUUACAGAUUGAAAGACAUCUACUUUCCAUACAUUCAGUAUGAUGAAAUGGGUGGAAAGACAACUAUGCCUAUUGAGUUUCAGGUGAAUGGUGUCGAUUUAGCUGAAAUCGAUGGAGGGGAAGUGGCUGUGACAAAUCUGCAUUCUUGUAAUGGUGGUGAAUUUGUUCUACAACUUCUCUUUAAAGUCAACCAUGGGAUGGAACCAUCACAAAGUUUAGGAUCGAAGGAUGGUGGGGCAGAUCGUGUUGCUAAUGCCCGGUUAAAAUGUGUUUACUUUCCUAUUGUGGAGGGUAAAGAAAGUAUUGAUAAGAUCUUGGAAAAGCUAAAGUCCGAAGGAUGCAGCAUAUCGGAGGAUUUUGAUAGUUUUUGUCGUGUAUCUAUUCGCCGAUUAGGACGGUUACUUCCUGAUGCUCGAUGGGGAAGGCUUCCUUUUAUGGAGCCAAAGCAUUGGAAAGGAGAUAGAGUACAAAUGUUGAAGCGUUGCUACCUGCGAGUUAAAUGCUUUGUGGAAACGGAUGCGGGUUUCUCACCUACUCCUUAUAAGACUGAUUUAGCGCAUCAAGAUCCAUUCACAACUACCUUGAGGAACUUUGGAAGCAAGCAACCUGCAAAAGGUUCCGCAACCGUUGCCAAAAUACUUAGAGAUGGGAAGAAUUUGACUCUCUCUCAGUUGGAGAAGGAGUAUCGAGAAUGGGUUUGUCAGAUGCAUGAAGCAUUUGAUGAGGAAAUAAAUACUGGAGAAGAUGAACCAGUUGUUCUUAUUAGCCCAUGCAACAAGAAGGAGCUUGGUUUUACUUCUGAAUCUGAUGUCAUAAGAGUGCACUGUAUUAUAAAACGGAGAGGGAGGACUUGGGAGUGUGGAGAGAAGGUGAAAAUUCUAAAAGGUGCGGUUGGGUGUCCCAAGAAUGAUCUUUAUGCGACUCUCGAGUUUAUACUAUUGGAAGGAUUUCAAGGUGAUGUUGGUGGGGAAGCUCGACUAAUCUGCAGGCCAUUGGAUUGCCCGGAUGAGAAUGGUGCGCUGUUGACAAAGUCUGGAAAUCCGAGUUUGGACAUUCGGGGAUCUAUUUCUUUCCCCAUAAAUGUGAUCGAUUCUGGGAAGUGCCAUUCUGUAGAUACAGCUUCAUGGGAACGCAAACUUGAGAUGAAGAGACAGAAAGCUCCUGCUUUGAUUGAUCCGCUGAAUGCGGAGCAGUGUUCCCAGUUAGGGAUUGAUGGGGCACUACCAAGCAUGGCUCAAGUUCCUGCAGGAUACAUGCCUCCAAAGGAGAUUGUUGCAGUAUUUAGGCCUCACACAUUUCUUGAUUCUAGGUUGUCGAGUAGCUUGGAUCAGAAGUUUAUUGUCAAAGAUGAUCUGGAGAUGAAAUUGGAAAUUAGAUUUAGUAGUGAAGGUGGAAAUCACCCAGAUAUUGACAUAAUAUAUUCCGCAAGCUCAAAAUCUUCCUCACGUAGAGGAUUCAAAGGCUUAUAUAUUUUUCCUUUAAAUUGCUGUCCAAAUUUAUUCCAUAAAGCUGGUGCUUAUACUUUUUCUUUCUCCGCGAUUUGCGGCACAUGUACAUGUAAGCGGCGAGAACGAAGGAUUGAAGUUGGGCCUGCUGAUAAAAUUGGCUAUUGGAGAUUAUUAGAAGAUGUAAUUAUCAAUAGUGAAAAAUUUCCUUUGAAAAUAAGGGUUGGCUCAUCCAUCCACAAUCUUUCCAUUGCAUGUUAUGAUGUUUAUGGUAAUCGAAUGCCACUUACAAGUCUUCCAGAAAUGGAAAUGAAAUUCCAGAAGUGUGAAGCGGUGCUGUUACAUACAAACAAAACCCUCAUUAGCAUAGUAGAUGAUAAAAUGAGCCUUGAAAUAAAGGAUUUAUUGGUCGAGUCUAGCAAGUUAGAUGUGAUUAGACCGCAUUACAAAGAUACUUUGGAAAUAAGAUCUCAAGAUGGUUUUUGCUCGAUUGAAGUUCAUUGUCAAGUUUUUCCUGGUCUUCCUUGUCAAGUUAAGAUGAGAAUUAGUGGGAGACUAAAGCAUCAGUUGCAGCCUGGGGAUGUAAUUCAAGAAUUGGUAUUGGAGGUAUUAGAUGCUUAUGGGAAUCAUGUUGAGACAGGGCAAGAGAUUUCUCUUGAUCUGAAUGGGUUUAGUCUUCCAGAUCAGACUGGACAGAAGUGCAAGGUGAAUGAUCAAGGAUGUGUUAUUCUUAGUGGCAUGUUGAAGGUUACAAGUUAUGGCAAAAAUGCUCGUCUAUCUGUCUACUAUGACGAGAAUGUGCUGUUUGAAGAAUAUUUUGAAGUUUUAUCAGGAGAAUUUCAAGCUAUUUCCAAGGAUCAGCUUAUGUUAGCUCCUAAAACGGAGUUGAUUUUAGCAGAACCAACUGAUUUUGGUGUCCAGUCGCAGUGGACUAGGGAAAUUAUGUUUUCUCCACAGAGGUCACCCUCUGUUGCUCCAGAUCACCUUCUGCCUUUUAUGGAUUCAAUUGUUAGAGACCAAGAGAAACUGGAAAAAGAUCUUGAGAACAUAGGAGUACAGGUUAAAAACCAUGAAACUAUACUGGAAAAGCUGAAGCAUCAGCAGAGUGAGAUUGAUAAUAGUAUCUGUGCUAUAAAAGAUGAAAUACCACCUGAAGUGUAUCAACAUAUUGAUGACUUGGGGUAUGCCAAGGAAACAAUAUCAAAACAAAUAGAAAGGAAGAGCAAAAUUGCAGCUUCAGUUUUAUCCAAGCGUGUGCUGCCCCGAAGAGUUAGGGAGCCUCAGUUUUCAUUUGUACAGGAUGUGAUUGGAAUCGUCGCCCUUCUUGGUUCAGUCUCCAGCAGCCGGCUUAGCAGAGUACUUGCAAAUUACUUAGGAGAAAACCAUAUGCUUGCAAUCGUUUGCAAAUCUUCUGAAGGUGCGAGAACACUAGAGCGGUUUGCUCAAGAUGGCAAAAUGGAUUGUAACCGUGCUCUUCAUGGAGCCACCUUUAGCCCUUCAAAGGAGCAUAUAACCUCUCAGUUUCAUGUGAUUUGCCUUGAAGAGUUAAGCCAUUUUCAAGGAGAAGUAGAGACUAGUCAACCACAGAGCAGAUUAAACUUGUCACAUCCUAUGCUCCCAUCAGCGAGAAAACCGUCAGGGUUCCAAGGGUUUGCUGUAAAUAUGAUUAAUUUGGACGUUCAGAACUUGCACACUGUCACUGAUGAUGGCCGUGGCCUUCGUGAGACUCUAUUCUAUUAUCUUUUUGGUGAGCUCCAAGUGUAUCGGACCAGAGCAGAUAUGGAGAUGGCGAGCGAAUGCGCAGAUAUGGGGGCUGUCUCUCUCGAUGGUGGAAUUCUUAGGCGCAGAGGCCACAUUGUUUUAGGAACUGCGGAACCUUAUAUUACGUUUCCAGUAGCAUCGUCCCCAAAGGAACAGUGGGACAUGGAGCGUAUCUUGCAUUCUCUGAAGGAGAUUGAAGAAAAGAAUACCCAGAAAGCAGAAUUGGCUGCCCGUAGGGAUGAUGAACAUGCACGAUAUAUGAAGACAUUGUCAAAAUUUAAAAAGAAGAAAGAACAAUGGGAGAAGUUCCAUAAAGAGAAAGUGCCGUUGCUAACCUCUUGGCAAAAGAAUCUCUAGGUAUGACGAAUGACAGUGGUUGGCUUUUGCAUAUGCUAUAUAUACAUAUGUAUAAUGUAUAGGUAUCACUGCCUGUGGUUAUGGUACUAUCAAAUGUUGCACAGUUAACCUGCAUGUCACUGUAAACUUUUGCAA